Messenger RNA from Lotus japonicus, 1336 nucleotides. RefSeq names its product protein FAR1-RELATED SEQUENCE 7. NCBI's taxonomy places the organism in Eukaryota, Viridiplantae, Streptophyta, Magnoliopsida, Fabales, Fabaceae. The record is from RefSeq and is a predicted model, not a curated record. The transcript is spliced from 3 exons. Bases 159 to 902 code for a protein of 247 amino acids.
CUGUGUUACUCAGGGUCCAUAUAUACCGUGCCUCACUGUAAUCUCUUCUUCUGUAUUGUGGUGUGGUGUUUCUCUCUGGAACGCGGAACAUAGGAUCAACAAAUAAUAAUUAGGGAAAUCACGAAACAAGGUUUUGUUUCUACGACAAUCGAUCAUUGAUGGAGUUUGCGGUUGAUGGCUCUAUCAAUGGCGAGACAUCCGGAAAUGCUGCUAUUGGUGAGGUCAGCAGUAUAGCUGAUGAAAACAGAGCUGGAGGAAGUUCUGCUGAACCUUACAAACAAGAUCAAGAUGAUAAUGUGACUCGAGAUUCUUCUGGAGGAGAAACUAUACCAUCAGCAGUUCCUGCCGUAUCACUUGCAUCUGUUGAUGAGCCCUAUGUGGGUCUGGAGUUUGAUUCGGAAGCAGCAGCACAUGCAUUUUAUAAUGCAUAUGCCACUCAAGUUGGAUUCAUCAUACGCGUAAGUAAACUCUCACGAUCAAGGCGUGAUGGAACUGUUAUUGGACGGGCUCUAGUUUGCAACAAAGAGGGUUACAGAAUGCCUGACAAGCGUGAAAAGAUUGUAAGGCAAAGGGCAGAGACAAGGGUUGGUUGCAGGGCAAUGAUCUUGGUGAGGAAAGUUAGUUCUGGUAAAUGGGUUGUUACAAAGUUUGUAAAGGAGCACACACAUCCUCUGAGUCCUGGAAAAGGUAGAAGGGAUUGCGUAUAUGAACAAUAUCCGAAUGAGCACGAUAAAAUUCGGGAACUUUCUCAGCAGUUGGCAAUAGAGAAGAAGCGUUCUGCAACUUAUAAAAGACAUCUUGAAUUGAUAUUUGAUUACAUUGAUGAGCACAAUGAGAGCCUUUCAAAGAAAAUACAGCACAUUGUAGACAGUGUGAAGGACAUGGAAACCAAAGAAGAGUAGAGUCACUGAUAGGUUGAGCUUUCAAUUAUCUUAUCAUUUUCCACUGCAUGAAAUAUGGAAUCAAACUAUCAGUGUCCAAAAGUGCUGUGAGAUGAAGCAUGCAAUGAUAUCUGAGAACUGCUGACCUUUGGGUAUCUGCUUUGUUCCUCUUCUUCAUGGAAGAGUUUGAUACAAUGGAAUUCAUUGUAUUGAUUUUUAUGCUGUAGUAUUUUUCAGUUGGUAGAAGAAAUUAGUUCAGUGAAUGUAUAGGUCCUUUUUUAGUCCAUUCUUGUGAAGUGUUAGCUAACAAUAUGAUAAAUCAUAACAGGCAUUCAGAUGCCUUGAUAGACUUUAAUUAUUCGGUUGUUGACUCUGAUCCAGGGCUGUCUCCUGUGUAUAGAUUCAAAUAAUGACUAGUAAGUAGCCUGUGCAAUGCAAAGGUUUUUUCUUUUCAA